Ceratitis capitata (Mediterranean fruit fly) is the source of this 1468-nucleotide messenger RNA. Its product is annotated as cysteine-rich motor neuron 1 protein. The transcript has 6 exons. Gene Ontology annotation, biological process: regulation of cell growth; regulation of signal transduction. Gene Ontology annotation, cellular component: extracellular region. Lineage: Eukaryota; Metazoa; Arthropoda; Insecta; Diptera; Tephritidae. Gene Ontology annotation, molecular function: insulin-like growth factor binding. Bases 697 to 1398 code for a protein of 233 amino acids. The record is from RefSeq and is a predicted model, not a curated record.
AGAAAAUUUUAUUGAGAUAUUGGUCAAGCUAAAAAAUAUGUAAUAAGCUCAAAUAACAGCCAACUCAAAAUUUAUAGCCUACAUUUAGGCGUUUGUUAAAGAAACCCCGAUUUUUUUUUCUAAAUAAAACUGCAAACAAUUUAAAUAUAAAUUUUACAUUAUGCACAAAUUUCCACAUUUCGCCGUUAGCAGAAAUCGAUGCUAUGCCAAAAUGUAGGCAACUAGUUAUGGCAAACGAGUUGUAAGAACAAAAACAACACAGUUAGUGCACACAUUAAUGAUUGAUGGCCUUCUGCAGGCGCAAACUUGCGCAUGAAGUGACCGCCGAGUGUUGGCAAGUAAACAGUUGAAGGACAGUUGGAAGCAGCUCUAGCAGCAGCAGCACCAACAAAAACAGCAACAUUAUUUCGCAACAGCUGACUGCGCUCGAAACCUACCCCCACAGACGGAAUUUAUAGAACUCUAAAAAUGGCAUCACAACAACCGCAACUCAAACAACGAUCGCUUCAGCGAAUGAUGAUAAAAGAAUGUGAGAUAAAAUUAAAAUUUGAAAGAUAAAAAUUUCUCACAACGAAUACUGUUAUCAAAUGCCAACAACCACUCGUUGUGCUAAAGUGUUUUUAGAUAAUUAACGAAGAACUUAAACAACAACAACAACUCAACUAAAUAGGCACUGAUAGUGCGAAGUGUGGCAAGAUGUGCUCCACAACACAAUUUUGUUUACUUAACCUGCGUACAUAUUUAAUAUAUUUAUGCUGUUAUCUACUCAUAAUGGUGGCGGCGGGUAGCCGUGUAGUUAACGGUCUAAAAUGUUAUUGUAAUCCGAAGGAGUGUGAUGUCAUACGUUCGUUGGAUUGUCCGGGCAAGGGUCUGAUGCUGUGGGACCCAUGCAAAUGCUGUCGUAUUUGUGCCAAAACACUUGGCGAAACUUGUGGCGGUCCUGGUGGUUUCUCUGGCCAAUGUGAGCCACCACUACAGUGUGUUGCAAAAAUACCCAUCAACAGUGGACUGGGUGUUUGCAUGGAUCUACCCUCUUCAUCGUCAUCCCUGCAUAACACAUAUCACAGCAGCAGUAGUAUAUACAAUAGAAAUUGUACAAAUGAUGAGACAAUAGUGAUAGAGCCUGGUUGCGAAAUCACCAAUAAACGCUGCCAAUGCUGGCCAACGUUACGUCUGUGCCGUACAAAUACCAUCGAUGAUACCGAUGCACCGGCGACGACAGACAUACGAUGGCAUUUCAAAACGUUAGAGGACUGCCAGUUAAAUUUACAAAAUUUAAUCAAAAUCGAAAUGGAAUUCGAUGAAGAUUAUACAAUUGCGCCGAGUACAUUUACAUAUAAGAAAUUGCGAAGGAAGCGCAGAUCUUUAAGGAGACGUAGAAUGGCCAUAACACACUAAGGAUACAGCGAAUUUCUAAAUGUUCCUGUCCAACCACAUAGAACCAACUACCACCACCAACAAAAACAAA